This is a messenger RNA of Rhagoletis pomonella (apple maggot), 1167 nucleotides long. RefSeq names its product alpha-tocopherol transfer protein-like. The coding region runs from base 188 to 1117 and encodes 309 amino acids. The transcript is spliced from 3 exons. Lineage: Eukaryota; Metazoa; Arthropoda; Insecta; Diptera; Tephritidae. The record is from RefSeq and is a predicted model, not a curated record. Gene Ontology annotation, cellular component: membrane. Gene Ontology annotation, molecular function: phosphatidylinositol bisphosphate binding.
AAAACAUUAACAUAUCUAACUAUUUACAUCAGAAUUAUUGUUAUUAUAAAACGAUCCGAUUUUGUUCAUGGACAAGCGCAUUGAGCCGCUUCGCAUGCACAUAAAGCAAACAGUAUUAUUUGAAUCAUUAUAGUGCACAGUUUAAAUCGAUAGCUGAUUUUAGAUAGUAGCAAACGGAAAACCAAAAAUGGCAGCUAUACGACCCUUGAGCGCUGAACUGCAAAAAAUUGCUAUCGAACAGCUGAACGAAGUGCCUGAACGUGUGCCACAGGACAUAGCUGCGCUACGCGAUUGGAUCGAGAAACAACCGCAUUUGCGCGCACGCACCGACGAUCAAUUCUUGGUCAACUUCCUACGCGGCUGCAAAUACAGUUUGGAGAAGGCCAAAUCAAAAAUUGAUCACUUCUAUACGAUACGUACUAUGGUGCCGCACAUGUUUGCGAAUAAUACAAUGGCAGAUCCGAAUCAUUUGUUAAUUGUGCGAUCAGGUUGCUAUGUAGCAUUACCGAAACCAUUAGGGGUUGGUGGUCCCGUCAUUGGAUUUUCACGCUAUAAAAUAAUAGACGAUUUACCAAUUACCGUUAAGGAUUUCUGUCGCUAUGUAGCUAUGAUAACGGAUAAAACGAUUGUCGCAACAGACCAGUACGUAAUAGGCGGUUAUAUGGAAAUCCUUGAUGUCAACAAAGUCGGCCUGAGUGCCAUGUCGAAAUUUGAUCCUGUCAGUGUUAAACAAUUGAGCACAUACUGCAUAAAAGGUUGCCCUAUACGUAUUAAGGGUGUACAUAUUAUAAAUGCACCCAAAGAGGGCUUGACAGCGAUCAAUAUUGUACGCAAUAUUUUUCCAGCGCACAUAAAGGAUAGGUUCUUCAUACACCGUAACAUGGAGGAACUGUACAAGUAUGUGCCCAAGGAGUGCCUUCCAAUCGAAUAUGGCGGUCAAAAUGGUUCUUUAGCGGAUAUGGCUAAGCAACAUGAAAAGGAAUUGGUAGCUUUUAAUUCUUAUUUUGAGGAAAAUGAAAAAUAUGGUAUAGAUGAAAAUUUGAGGCAGGGACAAAAAGUCGAUAUGAGUUCAAUGUUUGGGCUGGAAGGUAGCUUUCGAAAGCUGGAAUUUGAUUAAUUUGGUGGCGGAAAAUUAAAAAAUAUAAAUAAAUUAAUAAAUAAAUUAUA